AUGCAGAAGUUCAAGGAGAGUUUCCGCACAAACACGCCCAUCGAGAUCGGCCAGCUCCAGCCAGCUCCACGCAGCGUGUCAGCAGGGAAGAGGAGGCGAAGAAGCAAGUCUCGAGGGGGAAUCAGCUUUGGGAGAAACAAAGGGACUUCAGGUUCAGAGGCAGAUGAUGAAACCCAACUGACGUUCUACACAGAGCAGUACCGCAGUCGUCGCCGCAGCAAAGGUUUGCUGAAAAGCCCAGUGAACAAGACAGCCCUGACACUGAUUGCUGUCAGCUCCUGCGUCCUGGCCAUGGUGUGUGGCAGCCAGAUGUCCUGCCCGCUCACUGUGAAGGUGACUCUGCACGUGCCGGAGCACUUCAUUGCAGAUGGGAGCAGCUUCGUGGUCAGUGAAGGGAGCUACCUGGACAUCUCAGACUGGUUAAACCCGGCCAAGCUGUCCCUGUACUACCAGAUCAACGCCACUUCACCAUGGGUGAGGGACCUCUGUGGACAGAGGACGACAGAUGCCUGCGAGCAGCUCUGUGACCCAGAAACUGGAGAAUGCAGCUGCCAUGAAGGAUUUGCACCUGACCCCAUGCAUAAACAUCUUUGUGUGCGCAGUGACUGGGGACAGAGUGAAGGACCUUGGCCAUACACAACCCUUGAGAGGGGCUAUGAUCUUGUGACAGGGGAGCAAGCCCCUGAGAAGAUUCUCAGCUUGGGCCAAGGACUCUGGCUUCCUGUCAGCAAAAGCUUUGUGGUCCCGCCUGUGGAGCUGUCUAUCAACCCUCUGGCCAGCUGUAAGACGGAUGUUCUCGUGACAGAAGACCCUGCAGAUGUCAGGGAAGAAGCGAUGCUGUCCACGUACUUUGAAACCAUCAAUGACCUGCUGUCCUCCUUUGGACCAGUUCGUGAUUGCUCCCGGAACAACGGAGGUUGCACCCGUAACUUCAAGUGUGUGUCUGACCGCCAAGUCGACUCUUCAGGUUGUGUGUGCCCAGAGGAGCUGAGGCCCAUGAAAGAUGGCUCGGGCUGCUACGACCACUCCAAAGGCAUCGACUGCUCCGAUGGCUUUAAUGGCGGCUGUGAGCAGCUGUGCCUGCAGCAGACCCUGCCUUUGCCCUAUGAUGCCACCUCCAGCACCAUCUUCAUGUUCUGCGGCUGUGUGGAGGAGUACAAGCUGGCGCCUGAUGGAAAAUCCUGCCUGAUGCUCUCAGAUGUCUGCGAGGGCCCCAAGUGCCUCAAGCCCGACUCCAAAUUCAACGAUACCCUCUUUGGAGAAAUGCUACAUGGUUACAACAACCGGACCCAGCAUGUGAACCAAGGGCAAGUCUUCCAGAUGACCUUCAGGGAGAACAACUUCAUCAAGGACUUCCCCCAGCUGGCGGACGGGCUGCUGGUGAUCCCGCUGCCGGUGGAGGAGCAGUGCCGGGGGGUCCUCUCUGAGCCCCUGCCAGACCUCCAGCUGCUUACUGGGGACAUCAGGUACGAUGAGGCCAUGGGUUACCCCAUGGUGCAGCAGUGGCGGGUCCGGAGCAACCUAUACCGAGUGAAGCUCAGCACAAUCACCCUCUCAGCAGAGUUCACCAACGUCCUCAAGAUCCUGACCAAGGAGAGCAGUCGGGAGGAGCUGCUGUCCUUCCUCCAGCACUACGGCUCCCACUACAUUGCCGAGGCCCUCUAUGGCUCGGAGCUCACCUGCAUCAUCCAUUUCCCCAGCAAGAAGGUCCAGCAGCAACUCUGGCUCCAGUAUCAGAAAGAAACCACAGAGCUGGGCAGCAAGAAGGAGCUGAAGUCCAUGCCCUUCAUCACCUACCUCUCUGGUCUGCUGACAGCCCAGAUGCUCUCGGAUGACCAGCUCAUCUCAGGGGUGGAGAUCCGCUGUGAGGAGAAGGGUCGCUGUCCAUCCACCUGUCAUCUCUGUCGCCGGCCGGGCAAGGAGCAGCUGAGCCCUACACCAGUGCUGCUGGAGAUCAACCGUGUAAUACCAUUGUACACCCUCAUCCAAGACAAUGGCACCAAAGAGGCCUUCAAGGGUGCACUGAUGAGCUCCUACUGGUGCUCAGGGAAAGGGGACGUGAUUGAUGAUUGGUGCAGAUGUGACCUCAGCGCCUUUGAUGCCAACGGGCUCCCCAACUGCAGCCCCCUCCCACAGCCGGUGCUGCGGCUGUCCCCAACGGUGGAGCCUUCCAGCACCGUGGUCUCCUUGGAGUGGGUGGAUGUUCAGCCAGCUAUUGGGACCAAGGUCUCAGACUAUAUUCUGCAGCACAAGAAAGUGGAUGAAUACACGGAUACUGACCUUUACACAGGAGAAUUCCUGAGUUUUGCUGAUGACUUGCUCUCUGGCCUGGGUACAUCUUGCGUAGCAGCUGGUCGAAGCCAUGGAGAGGUCCCUGAAGUCAGUAUCUACUCAGUCAUCUUCAAGUGUCUGGAGCCUGACGGUCUCUACAAGUUUACUUUGUAUGCUGUGGAUACACGAGGGCGGCACUCAGAGCUCAGCACAGUGACCCUGCGGACAGCCUGUCCACUGGUGGAUGACAACAAAGCAGAAGAGAUAGCUGACAAGAUCUACAAUCUGUACAAUGGGUACACAAGUGGAAAGGAGCAGCAGACUGCCUAUAACACACUGAUGGAGGUCUCAGCAUCGAUGCUGUUUAGAGUCCAGCACCACUACAACUCGCACUAUGAGAAGUUUGGAGACUUUGUCUGGAGGAGUGAGGAUGAGCUGGGACCCAGGAAGGCCCACCUGAUCCUGCGGCGACUGGAGCGGGUGAGCAGUCACUGCUCCAGCCUUCUGCGAAGCGCCUUCAUCCAGAGCCGAGUGGACACUGUGCCCUACCUUUUUUGCCGCAGUGAAGAGGUUCGGCCAGCAGGCAUGGUCUGGUAUAGCAUCCUUAAGGACACCAAAAUCACCUGCGAGGAGAAGAUGGUGUCCAUGGCCCGAAAUACGUACGGGGAGUCCAAGGGCCGGUGA
Messenger RNA from Elephantulus edwardii (Cape elephant shrew), 2955 nucleotides. It is a transcript of the gene ASTN2, whose product is annotated as astrotactin 2. Gene Ontology annotation, molecular function: protein binding. The transcript is spliced from 20 exons. The record is from RefSeq and is a predicted model, not a curated record. The coding region runs from base 1 to 2955 and encodes 984 amino acids. Gene Ontology annotation, biological process: neuron cell-cell adhesion; neuron migration. Lineage: Eukaryota; Metazoa; Chordata; Mammalia; Macroscelidea; Macroscelididae.